This is a messenger RNA of Sorex fumeus (smoky shrew), 366 nucleotides long. Its product is annotated as membrane-associated progesterone receptor component 2-like. The record is from RefSeq and is a predicted model, not a curated record. NCBI's taxonomy places the organism in Eukaryota, Metazoa, Chordata, Mammalia, Eulipotyphla, Soricidae. Gene Ontology annotation, cellular component: membrane; endomembrane system. The transcript has a single exon. The coding region runs from base 1 to 366 and encodes 121 amino acids.
AUGAAGGGGCGCCAGCCACGCAUCCUGCUGGCCAUCAGUGGGCACGACGUGAGCAAGGGCAGCAAGUUCUACAGCCCGGCUGGCCCCUCUGGGAUAUUUGCUGGCAGGAACGCUUCCUGGGGCCUGGCCACCUUCUGCCUGGACAAGAACAAGGACACACUCAGAGAGGAGUAUGACGAUCUCUUGGACCUGAAGGAGGUGCAGAUGGAGAGUGUGCGGGAGUGGGAGAUGCAGUUCAGAGAAAAAGACAAUUAUGUAGGCAGACUCCUAAAGCCAGGGGAAGAACUGUCAGAAUACACAGAUGAAGAAAAUACCAAGAAUCAGGGCCAAACAGGAUUGAAGCAUAUUUAUAAUUUCAAAAAAUAA